This is a messenger RNA of Penicillium diatomitis, 5157 nucleotides long. Its product is annotated as putative Ras GTPase activating protein. Gene Ontology annotation, cellular component: cytoplasm. The annotation marks the transcript as partial. Gene Ontology annotation, molecular function: GTPase activator activity; protein binding. The record is from RefSeq and is a predicted model, not a curated record. NCBI's taxonomy places the organism in Eukaryota, Fungi, Ascomycota, Eurotiomycetes, Eurotiales, Aspergillaceae. Gene Ontology annotation, biological process: regulation of actin cytoskeleton organization; regulation of GTPase activity. The transcript has 3 exons.
AGAACAAUGUCCAACCAGUUUCCAUCGCUUAAGCGCACCCAAACGGAUCUCCCGAUACAUUCGGCGAGUCCUCUGCGACACGGAUCAACUGCGUCGACGAAUUCCUCCGCUUACUCGGUCGCUUCCGGCUCGUUUACACCCAGUCGGACCAGCACCGUCUCAUCGAAUGCGUCUAUCAAAAGUAACCUAGGUCACUUCCGCGGCAAGAGCGAAACAAGCGCAUCGACGAUGAAGCCUGGCGGUGACAAGAACUGGGCCGACGCUGGAUCAACGUACGACAGUAUCAGGCAGUCUCUGAGACCACUUCAACAACCACCAAAUCCCACUCAGGUACCUCCCAAACCGCAGACCUACCGACAUGCGCGGAGCUACACGAUCGAUGAGGGACGGUCUCCCAAAGGGCAUCGAACUGGUACCCCGGAGACAUCACGGGUUCAUUUCAAGGAGAAUGAAUCACCCCAUCACAGAGCACCAGUAUUCAAAGCACAAACGCCACCGAGAGGGAUGGUAGCUCCUGCGUUGUCUCCCAAUACCACCCCGGGGUCCUCUCGCCCUUCGUCUCCUCAAAAAACCCUCUCUAACAGUCCGCAUCCUCCACCGUUAACUACUGCAUUGUCCGCUCCGGAGCUGGAAAAAUUCCAGAAGUCCUCCACACGCCACUUGCGAACACUGUCCAAAAUCGCACAGUCAGGCGAUACCGAUGAAUUCCAGUUUGGAGGGACAAGUCAGUCGGUUGUGGGAAUGCAGGGACGUCGGCGCCUGAAGCGCGCAGAUUCAAUUGCUAGUGGGCGGACGGGCGCAGUCUCACCGGAGAAGCCCAAGGUGUCAUCUUGGACCGCCGGAAGCUGGAUGGAUCAACAACGACAGUUCUUGCAGGCGUACGAGUACCUGUGUCACAUUGGUGAAGCUAAAGAGUGGAUCGAGAGUGUGAUCAACAAGGAGAUUCCGCCUAUUGUUCGACUCGAAGAAGCUCUUCGGGAUGGUGUCACUCUUGCAGAGGUUGUCCAAGCGAUGUAUCCUGAUCGGGUUUUGCGGAUCUUUCGGCACGCAAAGCUUCAAUACCGCCAUUCAGAUAAUAUUGCCCUGUUCUUCAGAUUCCUUGAUGAUGUGGAGCUGCCAGAGCUAUUCCGUUUUGAGCUCAUCGACCUUUACGAAAAGAAGAAUAUACCGAAAGUCAUCCACUGUAUCCAUGCUCUGUCUUGGUUGUUGUUCAAGAACGGCAUGCUGGAUUUCCGAAUGGGCAAUCUGGUUGGUCAGCUAGAAUUCGAGCACCACGAACUCGAACAAACCCAGAAGGGUCUUGACAAAUCUGGUGUCAGCAUGCCCAGCUUUGCUGGUAUGGCUGCAAACUUCGGGGCCGAGCCGGAGCCUGAACCAGAACCUGUCGAGUCGGAAGAAGAGCGCAUUGAUCGAGAGCUCCAUGAGAAUGAGCAGUCGAUUGUCGACUUCCAAGCUCAAAUCAAAGGUGCAAUGCUGCGACUCAAACUUGGUACAAUGAUGAAUGAUCUAUGGGACUUUGAGCCUUUGUUGGUCGAGUUGCAAUCACGGCUGCGCGGAGAUUGGGCUCGGCAGAUUAGCCAGUACCGCCUAAGCAUGCGUCAAUUUGCAGUCCAGCUGCAGGCUCUCAGUCGUGGAUACAUUGCGCGCCGCCGUCAAAUGAGUGACAAGACAUUACGAGACACCCAGGCCACAGCUUUCCUCCAGCUGCAAAGUCUGAUUCGAGGUUCAAAGGUGCGAGCAGACGCGAAAUUACUGCAAACACAUGCUCAACGCCAAGAAUCCGGCAUCAAGGAGUUUCAGGCUGCUAUACGUGGUGCCUUGCAACGUAAGGCAGUCUCCGAGCGUUAUGAACAAACCCAUAAUGCCGAAGAGGACGUCUUGAAGCUCCAGGCCAUUAUUCGAGGUGCUUUACAGCGCAAAAGCCUUGCUGUUCAAUCGCAAGAAGUACAGCAAAGCACUUCGCCUAUCCAAUCGUUGCAGUCGGUUGUUCGAGGUAACCUUGCUCGACAGCACUUGGCACAGAUUAAGUCAUCUCUCAGCACCGAAGCAGAUGCGAUUACCUCCCUUCAAUCAAUAGCAAGAGCCAUAGCAACCAAGGACCGUCAGAACCUGCUCCUGCAGGCUCUGGCUGACACGAAUGAUCAAUGCACAAUCUUGCAGGCUAUGAUAAGAGGCGCGGAUGCACGCCAGAGUACGUCAGCCCUUCGCUCUGCGUUGUCCGAACAUAGCGCUGCUAUUGUAGAUCUACAGAGUAUCAUGAGACAGAAGGCCGUGAGAAAGGCGCUUGAUGCUCAAUUGAGCUCUCUGCAAAAGGAAGAGAACAUGAUCUUGGAUUUGCAGUCAUCGAUCAGGGGUCUUUUGGAGAGACGGAGCCUGGCUCGACUCCAGAGUGCCCUCCAAUCUCACAACGCUGAAGUUGUCGGUCUUCAGUCCCUUGCGCGCGCUGCAAUCGAGCGUAUUCGCGUAGGACACAUCCUGUCGCAAGUCGAGGAUACUGAGGAGGAAGUUGUUCAACUUCAGGCACUGUCACGAGCCAUGCUUGUUCGAAUCCAUGUUGGUCAAGCUUUGGCCGAGCUUGAGGAUGAAGAAGAAUUCAUUGUUGAUCUACAAGCCUGCAUCAGGGGUUCCAUGGUCCGCACUCGCUUCGAGGAGCGGCGUCGUCACUACAAUGAAAACAUGGAGAAAGUCAUCAAGGCACAGAGCGUGAUCCGAGCUCGCAUUCAAGGUCAAGCCUACAAGAGUCUGACUAGCGGUAAAAACCCGCCUGUCGGUACUGUCAAAGGCUUUGUGCAUCUCCUUAAUGACAGCGACUUUGAUUUUGACGAGGAAAUUGAAUUUGAGCGGCUGCGGAAGGUUGUCGUUCAACAAGUUCGACAAAACGAGCUGGCUGAACAGUACAUCAGCCAGCUCGAUAUCAAGAUUGCUCUGCUCGUCAAGAACAAGAUCACGCUUGACGAAGUUGUCAAGCAUCAGAAACACUUCGGCGGACACAUUGGCAACCUUCUGUCCAAUACCGACAUCUCCUCCAAAGAUCCCUAUGAUCUCAAAGCUCUGAACAAGACGUCGAGAAGAAAGCUUGAUCAGUAUCAAGUGUUCUUCUUCUUACUCCAGACUCAGUCGCAGUACCUGGCGCGUCUGUUCCGCCGUUUACGAGAGCUCAACACUUCUGACAAAGAAUACGAACGCAUACGGCAUUUGAUGAUGGGUCUGUUCGGAUAUUCUCAGAAGAGGCGAGAAGAAUACUACCUUAUUAAGCUCAUAUCUCGUUCGGUGAAGGAAGAUAUCGAAACAUUUGCCACACUGCCGGAGUAUCUGCGCUCACACGCGUUUUGGAACAAGCUUUUUGCCUCAUACGCCAAAUCCCCUCGUGAUCGGAAAUUCAUGCGUGACGUCUGGGGUACGGUUGUCAAAGAGUCUGUGAUCAACAACGCAGAGCUUGAUUUGGAGAGCGACCCCAUUCAGAUCUAUCGGUCUUCGAUUAACAACGAAGAACUUCGAACAGGCCAACGGAGUCGGCGACGACCGGACCUUCCUCGAGAGGAAGCCAUCAGGGACCCGGAAACUCGUGAGACGUUUAUUCAACACUUACAGGACUUGCGUGACAUCGCCGAUCAGUUCUUCGCGGCCUUUGAAGACUUCCUGUAUCGCAUGCCCUUUGGUACAAGAUACUUGGCACAGCAAAUGUACGAGAGUUUGCUCUCAAGAUUCCCUAAUGAGGAUCCUGGAUAUGUCCUGCAGACUGUUGGGCUUUGGACCUGGAAGAACUACUUUCAGCCUGCUCUGCUGGAGCCAGAGAAGUAUGGAGUUGUAGACAGGGGUUUGACGCAAGAACAGAAGAGAAAUCUUGGUGAAAUUGCGAAAGUUGUCGCGCAAGUGGCGUCUGGAAGGCUCUUUGGGGCUGAGAACGUCUAUCUUCAACCAUUGAACUCAUACAUCGGUGAAUCAAUACAGCGACUUGGGCAAAUUUGGGGUCAAAUGGUCUCGGUGCAAGAUGCUGAGGCAUACUUUGAUAUUGACGAGUUUAACGAUCUUUACGCAAAGGCGAAGCCUACGCUAUACAUCAAGAUGUCCGACAUUUUCUCCAUUCAUCAACUUGUGGCGUCUCAAAUUGAUGUGAUCUGUCCGCACCCGGAUGAUUUCCUCAAACAGCUCGUGCGUGAUCUUGGAAAUGUGAAGACCAAUGAAAACGAGUUGAUGGGUGUGAGCUCAACUGAAAUUAACUUGACACUCAACCCGAAGCUCGCUCAGACCGAAGAGCUUGCUACAGAUCCCGAGGCCGACAUCAAAACCUUGUUCAUGGAGACAAAGAGAUGCAUACUUUACAUUAUUCGAGUCCAGACAGGCGCGAAUCUCCUAGAUAUCAUGCUCAAGCCUCCAAGCGUUGAAGAUGAGGAACGUUGGCACACUUUGGUGCGGGAGGAGCUCAGCUCAAGCAAUUCUCGUCGUGGAGCCUAUUCGGAAGCCACGACGCUCAUCGACAUUGGGUCUAUGAACUACACCGAGCUCAAGGGCAUUGCGCUUGAGAACAUCCUUCGACUCGAGCAAGCUGGCAAAAUCAGCCGACACAACCACUACCAAGACCUUCUCAAUGCCAUUGCGAGCGAUAUUCGGACAAAACAUCGCCGUCGAGUCCAGCGCGAGCGUGAGCUGGAAGGUGCGCGGUUGACCUCGGCUCGCCUCAGUGAUCAGGCGAUCUAUUUGGAUCAGCAGCUCAAAACUUACAAUGACUACAUUGAACAAGCCAUGAUGACUCUGCAGAACAAGAAGGGGAAGAAACGUUUCCUAAUGCCAUUUACCAAGCAGUGGGACCACCAGCGUGAGCUACAAAAAUCAGGCAAGGUCUUCAAGUUCGGCUCGUAUAAGUACUCGGCACGAACGUUGGCUGAACGAGGUGUUCUUGUCGCCUGGAAGGGGUACUCUGAGCGACAGUAUGAUCGAGUCGACCUGACUAUUUCGAGCAAUGAAGUCGGAGUGUUUACCAUCGAUGGAAGCACCGGCAACAUGAUGGUUCCUGGCGCUAAUGCCCAAGUACCCCUUGACGAUCUGUUGCAAGCCCAAUUCAACAAUACGCAGUUCAUGGAUUUCUUCGAUGGGCAAAUGAGAGUCAAUGUGAACCUCUUCCUGCAUCUGAUCAUGAAGAAGUUUUACAACGAAUAA